UCUUUUUCAAAACAAAUUCUCUCGUGCUCUUCUGUAUUUUCGGAUUUAACAUUUUGUAAACUGCUAUUGUACUAAUCAAGAAAAAACUUUUAAAUUACGUAAAGAAAUUUCAAGCAGUCUUUUUUUUAUUAUUGAUAUUGCUGUAAGGCAGGUUUCACCCAAGAAUUAAUUAGUUGUGAAACAUUUCGAAAAACUUUGAUCAUGUUAAGUGCAAUAACAUUUGAUUGGAACCAAGAGAAGUGCUGCUUAAGCAAAUUUUCUUAUUGAAGUAGUUGUGAGGUUUAUUCCGAGUUUCACCGACGUUUCAAAUUUCCUCUCUCCUUCAAUGUAUCAAAGUCUUUUACUUUACAGGAAGCUACAUUAUUUUUCUCUCUGAAGGUAAGUUUUGUAAGAAGCAAAAUGGUAAAUAUGGAACUUGCAAGUCAAGUUGCUCCUGAUGGAUGGAGACGAGAAAUUAAAAUACGAAAAUGUGGAAAAACAGCUGGUAAACAAGAUGUUUACUUUUAUGGGCCCCAAGAUGAAGUUUUUCGCUCAAAAAGAAGCCUACAGAAGUAUUUAGAAGAAACUAAGUCACAGUAUCAGAUUACUGAUUUUAACUUCAAAACCUCAUCUGAACCAUUGGUGUUAUGCAAUAACAGUGGACCCUGUCAUAGGACAACUGUUGAUCAUUUGGAAUCUGAUAAUGGUACAAAAUUUACUAUGCAGGAAAAAAUACAUGAUCCCAACAGCUAUGCUGUGAAAGGAAAUAUUGAAUUACUUGAAGAUAGUUUCAACAGUAGCAUAAGUAAAGAAAGAUUUGAAACAGGAAUUAUUUCUGGUAGCUUAAAAGAAGAAAAUCGUUUCUGUCAUGCUGAUGAAGUUUCUAAUAACAUUGAUAAAUCACACAAAAAGGAGUCUAAACUUGGGAGUAAAAAAGAGAAACUUGAUCAGAUAAGUCGCUUCUUCAGAAAGCCUAAAUGCACAUUAAAAACUCCAAGAUUUUUCAAAGGAAAUUGCAAAUGGAUUCCACCCCGUUCACCAUUUAAUUUAAUUCAAGAGGACCUUUACCAUGAUCCCUGGAAAUUGUUGAUUGCCACAAUUUGUUUACAAAAAACAACAGGUUUAUGUGUUAAAAAAGUUCUUCCGGAAUUUUUUUCAAAGUUUCCCUCUCCUCAUGCAACACUAAAUGCGAAAAUAUCCGAUAUUGUGAGCACUUUGCAAUGUCUUGGACUUCAACAAAAAAGAGCUGCCAUAAUUUUAAAAUUUACUGAUGAAUAUCUCCAUAAAAGCUGGAAGUAUCCAAUUGAACUACAUGGCAUUGGGAAGUACGGAAAUGAUUCUUAUCGCAUAUUUUGUGUAAAUGAAUGGAAACAGGUCAAGCCAAAAGACCAUAUGCUUGAAAAAUAUCAUGUAUGGCUGAAAACAUUAAGGUGAUAUGUGGGUUGUUAAUGUAAAAGAUCAUAGUGUGAUAGCUAAUUUGUUAAUAAAUGUACAUAUAUUUUAAUUACCUAAUGUAAUGUCUAAUCAGUUAAUUGAAUAGACUAUUUUAUGCUUAUUAAAUUGAAAUGAAAAAAAUGUUUCUUUCAAUUGAUUGAAAAUUUUUCUCAUGCUUUUAUUAUUUUUAAGGACAUUUUCAAGUUAUUAAUAAAUUGAU
Molecule: messenger RNA, 1633 nt
Organism: Uloborus diversus
Lineage: Eukaryota; Metazoa; Arthropoda; Arachnida; Araneae; Uloboridae
Product: methyl-CpG-binding domain protein 4-like
Exons: 9
Coding region: 400-1413 (337 amino acids)
Biological process (GO): base-excision repair
Cellular component (GO): nucleus
Molecular function (GO): catalytic activity; DNA binding
Source: RefSeq, a predicted model, not a curated record